AUGACGAAAGUUCUUGUUACCGGAGGCACUGGCUUCGUGGCCGGUCAUGUCAUUGACACUCUGUUGAAGCGUGGUCACUCCGUUAUCACCACUGUCCGAUCUCAGGAAAAGGCUCAAGCGGUACUGGAUGCUUACACAGACGUUUCUCAUGACAAUUUCAACACUGUGAUUGUCCCAGAUAUUGCGGCGCAUGGGGCUUUCGAAGGUCUGAGCUCUCUUGGACUCGAAGCUGUGAUACACGUGGCAAGCCCAUUCCAUUACAAUGUCACCGACCCAAAAAAAGAUCUCAUUGAUCCAGCUGUCCUUGGUACAACAGGCGUUCUCAAGGCGAUCAAGGAUUCUUGCCCCAAUGUCAAGCGUGUCGUCGUGACCUCCUCCUUCGCAGCCAUUCUGAAUCCUGGGCUUGCAUCAAUGGGCGCAGAAAAGACGUACUCAGAGGAAGAUUGGAGCCCAGUCACUCUUGAAGAUGCUUACUCGAAUGGCAUGAUGGCAUACGUUGCUUCAAAAGUCUUCGCCGAAAGGGCGGCCUGGAACUUUGUCGAGACCGAGAAGCCAAGCUUUACUCUGUCCACAAUCUGCCCGCCCAUGAUCUAUGGUCCCGUGAAAUUGCCGGUCAAGUCCCUCUCCGCAAUCAACACUUCGAACCAGCUUCUGGCGGAAGUCAUUCUGGGAAAGCACAAGGCAGGCCUGCCGCCCACGGGUUUGCCGCUCUGGGUUGACGUCCGUGACGUCGCCCUGGCACACGUAAGGGCCAUGGAGAUCCAGGGCGCCGGAGGCAAGCGUUUUCUCACAACAGCCGGCUUCUACAGCAAUGAAGAGAUGGCGAAUGCACUUUGGAACAGCUUCCCUUCAAUGCGGGAAAAGCUACCAGAGCCUGGUAGCUAUGGAGGAGCGCCCAGUCCGGCUUUAAGGUCCUUUGGAUACAACACGUCCCGGGCGAAGGAGAUUCUGGGCUUACAAUGGACUCCGUAUGAAAGGACUGUCGUUGACUCAACUAUAUCAUUGGAUGGAUUAGAGGAAUAG
Colletotrichum abscissum is the source of this 1023-nucleotide messenger RNA. Its product is annotated as ketoreductase. Lineage: Eukaryota; Fungi; Ascomycota; Sordariomycetes; Glomerellales; Glomerellaceae. The record is from RefSeq and is a predicted model, not a curated record. Gene Ontology annotation, molecular function: oxidoreductase activity, acting on the CH-OH group of donors, NAD or NADP as acceptor. The coding region runs from base 1 to 1023 and encodes 340 amino acids. The transcript has 3 exons.